This is a messenger RNA of Trypanosoma theileri, 834 nucleotides long. RefSeq lists its product as uncharacterized. Lineage: Eukaryota; Euglenozoa; Kinetoplastea; Trypanosomatida; Trypanosomatidae. The record is from RefSeq and is a predicted model, not a curated record. The coding region runs from base 1 to 834 and encodes 277 amino acids. The transcript has a single exon.
AUGAACAGUGUGUUCCUGGUGAAGUGCCCAUACGGUGGGUGCCCACGAGAGACACUAAACAGUGGUGAUCAGGCAGUGAGUGUUGAUGUGUGUACUGGGACCGCUAGCACGGAUCGUGUGUACUUGUCUGCUAAGGGUCGACCCUUCUCUGCAACAACAGGUGACUACGCUGUCUGCGCGGAUUACGGUGCAGAGGUUGGUAUUUCUCCCGCUGCACUUCCAGUAAGAGUAUUGCAGGAUCCCUUUGCUUUCAAUGUCACUGUGAUUACAAACACGUUGGUGACGAUUGAUGUGCGUGGGGGUGAUCUCUUAUGGAGGCAGGAACCAUAUCAAGUGUGUGCAGUGCUGCCGGGUACACCGUGUGAGUCUGUGGCUACUGCUCAAGAUUCUGUGUGUGUGAGGAGUAGCUUCCCAAAUUCCCCAUCUGUUGAUGUUGACAUCUUCAGUCUGUACAAACUGGGUGCUGACAAAGUGACCUUUUGCUUUGUUGCAUCUGAUGUGACAUUUAACGGCCGCCGUUAUGUUUGGUUGCAUGAUGUGAGGGAACCUUUUUUGCCGGAGGGUGACUCAGCAGUGGCGCCAAGUUCGAAUAAAUUAUCUGUUGGUGCCAUUGUUGGUAUCGUUAUUGCAGUUGUGGUUGUUCUUGUUAUUGUGGCUUUCAUUCUGUUUUGUGUACUGCUGCGUUGGCGACAACAACAAGAAAAGCAACGAAGAGAAAAAGUGCAGAUGGAUGCUGUGCACUCUCAGUUCACAAGUAAAACAACCACAGUGGAGACUACUGCGAACUCUUUCACAUAUUCUAUUUUUUCUUGUAGUGUUGUUGCUACUGAGUAG